Molecule: messenger RNA, 705 nt
Organism: Eimeria mitis
Lineage: Eukaryota; Apicomplexa; Conoidasida; Eucoccidiorida; Eimeriidae
Exons: 1
Coding region: 1-705 (234 amino acids)
Source: RefSeq, a predicted model, not a curated record
AUGCUGCAGCUGCAGGAGCUGAUGCUGCAGCAGCAACGGGGCGGUUUGUUCGGAGAUAUGCUGCCUUGGGGCCAUAGAUUCAGCAGCAGCAGCAGCAGCAGCAGCAACACCUUUGCCGUAGACUGCAGGGCCCCUCUGUCACGGGUGGAGACAGAAGUGAGACGCUCUGUGCAGGCAGCUGAGCGUCCACCGAUGCAGCAGCUGCAGCAGCUGCAGCAGCUGCAGCAGCUGCAGCAGCAGUCACAACAGCAAAUGGAGGAGUUUGCGCGAGAGUCUCAGGCAGAAGGGGGCCUGCAACAGCAGGAGCAGCUGCUGCAGCAGCAUCUACAGCAGCAGCAACAGCAGCAGCAGGAGGAGGAUGAGCAAGAGGAACUGCCGCCGCAGCAGCAGCAAGAGCCCAGCAGCAGCAGCACACGCACAGGGGAACGCUCGCGGCAGCGGGGGUGGCGGGGUGCUCGGACAUCAGCAGAGGGUGAGGCUGCUGCAGAGCAGCAGCAGGAGCAGCAGGAGCAGCAGCAACUGCAGCAGCAGCAGCGUCAGCAGCGUCGCGGGCAUGCACGACAGCACCAGCACCAGCAGCAGCAGCAGCAGCCAGAGGAGCACGAUGCCGAUUCCUUGGAUAGCAGCGACUCGAUGGAUGUAGACAGCCACGUAAAGACAGGUAACACCUUCUUGCUGCAGCUGCUGCUGCUGCUGCUUCUAUAG